GGUUAUAAAACCGAGCUCAGAGCGCUGCUCCUCUUCCGCCCGCUCCGCCCGAGCUCUCGAGUCGCCGCAGUGGCCAUGGCGUGUCCCCUGGAGCAGGCGAUGGCCAUCAUGGUCACCACCUUCCACAAAUACUCGGGCAAGGAGGGCGACAAAUACAAACUGAGCAAAGCCGAGCUUAAGGAGAUGCUGACUAAGGAGCUGCCGAGCUUUAGCAAACAAACGAGCGAGGCGAGCCUGCAGCAGCUCAUGAGCAACCUGGACUGCAACAGCGACAGCGAGGUGGAUUUCCAGGAGUACGCGACAUUCCUGGCCUGCCUGGCCAUGAUGUGCAACGAUUUCUUCCAGGAUCUCCCGGAUAAAAUGCCGCGCAGGAAGUGAUGGCUCGGCCGUGUCGCCUCCCCGGGGCUCUCCCGGUGAUAUUUUAAUAAAUUUUGGUUGAAUCGAA
This is a messenger RNA of Malurus melanocephalus (red-backed fairy wren), 445 nucleotides long. RefSeq names its product protein S100-A4-like. The transcript has 3 exons. Gene Ontology annotation, cellular component: cytoplasm. Gene Ontology annotation, molecular function: transition metal ion binding; calcium ion binding. NCBI's taxonomy places the organism in Eukaryota, Metazoa, Chordata, Aves, Passeriformes, Maluridae. The record is from RefSeq and is a predicted model, not a curated record. Bases 76 to 378 code for a protein of 100 amino acids.